UAUAUAUUUUGUUAAUUUUGUUUAAAAGCAAUAUAAAAACACCCAGUACAGUUUGCGUUUUAAUGACAAGUGAAAAAUUAAUAUAGAAUCACAUAUGACAUUGUGGUGGUGUGUUUAUUGUGAGGGAUUAUCGGGGAGGAGUCAACGGGGGUGUGCCAGCAACACGACUGGACUAUAUUAAAACCCACUCAUAACAAUUGCAGCACUCCUGCUUAACCGUACCAGUGAUAUUACAUUCAAAAAUGCUUCGAGGCAAUCCACCCGCAGGUCACCCAUCAGUUUGGCUGUUGGUAGUGUUUUCACUUCAGAGCUCAGCACUCAGCAUGCGCAAUGCCUCUGGGUUUUACCCACGGACCUUCUCUGGCUACGCUAAGGACUACAUAGACCUGUCUAUGUUUGACGGCUUCGGCGAUGACACUGGUUCCGGCUCGGGUUCCCAGCCCGAACCCGUGAGACGACAUCGCGUCUCACAUCAUCAUCCUCACAAGCACUACUUUGUCUCGGAGGAGGCCAAGCAGUUCCUGCGUAGUUGCCUGGCCACCGCCUUCGUCCCGACGGUCUACACUUUCGUCUUCAUCAUCAGCGUGCCCCUCAACCUUGUUGCCACGGUGAUGUUUGUGCACCCCGUCCGUCCCAGAAAACCCGCCGUUAUCUACAUGCUGAACCUGGCAUGUGCCGAUCUGCUCUUUGGCCUGCUCCUCCCUUUUAAGAUAGCCUACCAUUACCACGGCAACAACUGGACCUACGGCCCGUUCAUGUGCAGGGUCGUGACUGCAGCCUUCUACUGCAACAUGUACUGCUCGGUCCUGCUCAUGGCGUGCAUCAGCAUUGACCGCUUCCUCGCCGUGGUCUACCCCAUGAACUCACUGACAUGGCGCAGCCGUCAGACGGCGUGGGCCGUGUGCGCCAGCAUGUGGCUGCUGGCCCUCGCGGGAGUGGCGCCUCUCUUGGCCUCGGGUCAGACGGCAUACUUGCCCCACCUGGACAUCACGACCUGCCACGACGUGCAAGAUUCAGAGAGACUGCAAUCCUACUAUCGAUACUUUUUCCCCAUCUACUGCUCCGUUUUCUUCUUCAUCCCGCUCAUUUUCACGGUGGCUUGCUACGUGUGCAUCAUCCGGGCCUUGGCGGCCUCCAAUGUGGAGAACCGGUCCAAAAAGACACGGGCGGUGGUGAUGGCUGUGGUCGUGCUGGUCGUGUUUGUGGUCUGCUUCACCCCCGCUAACGUUAUCUUAAUGGUCCACUACGUCGGGGUCAAUCAUAAGUCCAACGACACCUCCUACCGGGCCUACCUUCUUGCGAUGUGCGCAGGGAGCCUCAGCUGCUGCCUGGACCCAGUCCUCUACUACUUUGGCUCAUCUCACUGCAGGAAACGGGUCGUGGCGUUGUUCAAAUGCCGGCGUCCUCAUCAGAUUCCGAGCAGCUCGCACACGCAGAGCACCAGAACCAGCGGGCGGAGCGACAGCAGCAAGCCGUGCAAAUUAGAGGUUGUUCAAGGUGGGUCGGGGGGCCAGUACUCUAAGUUGGACGUUUAAGUGCGCAACAUUUAGGCCUUUGUCUGUCAUUACAAACUGUAAUUUGUCAUACGAUCUGUCUUAUUGUACAGUUGGUGGUUGUUGAAAAGUGGAUUUGUUCUUAUGUAUCAGCUUUACAUGUACAGUAUAUCAAACCUUCAUUUUGUAUCGUAAACAUAGCUCUGCAUGAUCAAGCUUUGAUACGAGAUAAGAGAUACACUUGUGUAAUCUCAUGUGAUUUGACAAAAGUGACAGUAUAAUGAAAUGUGCACACACACACAC
Hippocampus comes (tiger tail seahorse) is the source of this 1796-nucleotide messenger RNA. It is a transcript of the gene f2r, whose product is annotated as coagulation factor II (thrombin) receptor. The record is from RefSeq and is a predicted model, not a curated record. The transcript is spliced from 2 exons. Bases 243 to 1535 code for a protein of 430 amino acids. Gene Ontology annotation, cellular component: plasma membrane. Gene Ontology annotation, biological process: phospholipase C-activating G protein-coupled receptor signaling pathway; positive regulation of blood coagulation; thrombin-activated receptor signaling pathway. Gene Ontology annotation, molecular function: thrombin-activated receptor activity. Lineage: Eukaryota; Metazoa; Chordata; Actinopteri; Syngnathiformes; Syngnathidae.